AUGGAACAGCUAAAGGACGGGGCUGAGCCCGAAGGGAACAACCUGUCCCUGCCGUCACCUGGAGCUGAGCCGUCGCCCCCCGCACCCAUGCCAGCCCUGCCAGCCUCGCUGCUGAGUGCCCCAGACCCUGCCCACCUGGGGCUCCCCGAGAGCCUGGCCUCUGUUACUGUGCCCAUCCGGCUGGACACCCUCUCCUGCCUCCUGCACAGCGCCCUGCUGGGGGCUCACACCCUCCAGCAGUCCUUGCCCUCCUGCCCCUGCUGCCCCCAGGCAUGCCACACCCAGUGGGGCACAGCCAGGAGGCCUCCCAGGGGCUGUGGGGGGUGGGAAGGCCGACGUAGGCCAGGCUGGGGCCAGAGACAGCAGCGAUGGGGGCGUGGGAGAGCGGAGCAGGCAGAGAGGGACUGGCAGGGGGUUCCUGGGGCUGGCCCCAAGACCCCACCCAGAAUGCCACCAGCACCGCCGGCCGAGGACGGGAAGAAGGAGGCCCGAGGUGGGGAGUCCGCCCUGCAGACUCCACCUGCUGCCGAGGACUGGGAGACAGAGUACUAG
Messenger RNA from Propithecus coquereli (Coquerel's sifaka), 552 nucleotides. RefSeq names its product chromosome unknown open reading frame, human C19orf84 (gene CUNH19orf84). NCBI's taxonomy places the organism in Eukaryota, Metazoa, Chordata, Mammalia, Primates, Indriidae. The transcript has 2 exons. The coding region runs from base 1 to 552 and encodes 183 amino acids. The record is from RefSeq and is a predicted model, not a curated record.